CACCACAGCACACAGUGCACAACAACAAAAUGUGUCCUCUGCAUUUAACCCAUAUGUGACAGAACAGGGAACAGAUAAUUCAGCACCCAGGGAGCAAUGCUUGGGGGCGGUACCUUGCGCAGGAUACCUUAGUGGUGCCUUGGUCAGGGAUUCGAACCUGUGAUCUUUCAAUUACAAAUGCACUUCCCUAACUAUCAAGCCACCAAUGCCCACUACUCUGAAAGUAACAUCGAUGUUUGAAAUAACGGUGAAUGCCGAGGAUACAGAAACCUUUGACAUCAUGUCCUGGUUAUUAGUGGAACCAAAGUAAUACCAUGGAAUAGAAAAUUGGUACCUCAUUUGUCCCCGUGGGGGAAAUUGGUUAGUUUUUGCAUAUCCCAUAAGUUUUGGGGUCUUAAAGGAGGGACAGCCAGCAUUCACAACUCCUAAAGCAGUUGGAGCUACAGGUCUAACCCAAGGGUCUAAUGGUGACAUGAUUACUCUACUAGCCAGGGGAUUUGAACCCACGGCCUUCUGGAUACAAGCACAGAGCAUGAACCCACUGAGCUACCCACUGUCUGAAGGGUUCUGCCCGGAGACAGGAACUGCUCUGUGCUGUCCUUAUCAACAGCCAUGGGAGUUCUACUUAAAUGGUCCUCCUGGGAAUGGAGGGUGGCCUUUGUACCCAGAUGGCACUACACCACCAGGACAGCCACCACAUCCUCUUUGUGAAGCCAUGGCUGCAUAAAGCGCUUCUUCUCUCCUUCUCCCAUUGGCAGAGAGUGUAGCAGGUGUCAAGUUUCAUGACAGGCAGAGUCUAAAAGGGUCCAUUACCCUCUCCAUAGCCCACCUGCCAUCACAUUAAAACUUAAUAAUAAAAAAAAACCAUUAAGACCGGAAAAAUUGGCCAGGAAGUGAGACUAAUGAGAAGCUUUCUCCAGACUUGCUUGUGCUUAGCGCUCAUCUCAGCUGAAUUAAAAACUUGAUAUGUUUUCAUUGUUGCUCCCGGCCCCUCGAUUAGCCUCACAGGAAGGAAGCGCAAGGUUUCCCUCUGGAUUUGGAUGAUAAGCUGUUGUACGCUGAGUGUGGGUUCAAUUAAAGAUACGCUCUAUUUAAGUUUUUAAAUACAGCCUCUCUAAUUCAUUCAGCUCAUUUUUAAAGUUAGUUUUGCAUGCUUGAAAUGCAUCUUAUCAUCCGUCCUGAGAUGCAAACUGACGAAUGAGUGAUCUAAUCAUUUCGCCGCACGUAUUUGCUCAGUGUAGGACAAUGAGCCAUGCUAGCUUUCCAGAGUCAGGCAUGGACAACAGAAAGGAUGCUUUUUUUUAACAGGUUGCCCAACUCUCUCAGUGGAUGUUAUUGGCCAGCGGCUUUGCACUUUCACCCUCUCAGCUAUCUUUAUGAGUUCCCUUGCAUGUCUUUAUGACUCCUCCUGCAUCUUUCCCUCCCUUCCCCUCUAUCUCCCUGAUACAGAGCAAGCAGGCACCAAAAAGCACACACACACACACACACACACACACAGGCGUCUUUUAUUACCAUCCUCCACUGAGGAUAAGGAGCGAGUGAGUGAGGGAGGGAGGGAACGAGAGAGGAGCGAGAGAGAGAGAGAGAGAGAGAGAGAGAGUGAGUGUACAGAGUUCCCUCAGCUGUUUCCAGGAGGCCGCGGCAGGCAUGGCGUCGGAACCGAGCGCCCAGCCCAGGGUGGUGUUCCAGACCACGGACAAAGAGGAAGAGGAGCCCCCCCACCGCAAGCUGGGCAAGCUGACGGUGAAGUACAAUCGCAAGGACCUGCAGAGACGGCUGGAUAUCGAGGAGUGGAUCGACGGGCAAUUGCACCUGCUCUACGACUGUGAGGAGGAGGAAAUUCCAGAGCUGGAAAUCGACAUAGACGAGCUGCUGGACCUCCCCGACGCGCAGCAGAGAUCGAAGCUGCACGAGCUCCUACAAGAAUGUGGCAAGCCGAAGGAGGACUUUAUCAACGGCCUGCUGUACCGGAUGAAGGGUCUCCGGAAGAUGUCCUUAAAGAAAUGAUUCUUUAAGGACAAGCUCGACACAAUGUGAAGACCCGGUGCCCCACUGCUCCCCCCAUCCCGAAUGUCUGUCUGUACGGUCUGUGUUAACAGGACUAACGUGGGCGGUUGCAGUCUUCAUGGACAAACUCCUGCUUUGGAUUGCCUUCUGAUCAUCAUUUAUGGACAGUCUCAUGUUUUGAAAUUAGGUAGGAUUUAUGCCUUGCCCCUUUGUCUGUGAAUCAAAAAACAUAAGGUCUCAUCUUUUGAUGUAUCCGUAUGUCAUUUUGUGACUAGUGUAUGAAUGCAAUGUUUCCUAUUUAUAUAGAUAUUUUUUGUUCUGGAUUACAGUGUUUUGUGUAUAUUGUGUUAAUAAAAGGAAUGGUUUCUAGUUGUAAA
This is a messenger RNA of Paramormyrops kingsleyae, 2384 nucleotides long. RefSeq names its product protein phosphatase 1 regulatory inhibitor subunit 14D (gene ppp1r14d). Lineage: Eukaryota; Metazoa; Chordata; Actinopteri; Osteoglossiformes; Mormyridae. Gene Ontology annotation, cellular component: cytoplasm. Gene Ontology annotation, molecular function: protein serine/threonine phosphatase inhibitor activity. Gene Ontology annotation, biological process: regulation of phosphorylation; innate immune response. The record is from RefSeq and is a predicted model, not a curated record.